AUGACACUGCGGCAGCGUCAGUAUGUGGUAAGGGUCCAACGUUAUUGUACCAAUUGCUUUGCGCGUACACAUUUGGUCGGAGUAUGCAUUUCCAUGGACGGAUGUCAAGUGUGUGGCGACUUGCAUCAUACCAUGUUGCAUCCGGAGAGUGUACUAGACAGGCUUUCUCAACCGCAACAAAUACAACCUCUGCGCCAACGGCGUCAACAACAACAACAUCUGCACCAACGGCGACAACAACAGCAGCCUCAGCGUCAGCGACGCCAACAACAACAGCAGCCUCAGCGUCAGCGACGCCAACAACAACAACAGCAGCCUCAGCGUCAACGACGCCAACCAAGACAGCAGCACCAACAACAGCAGCAUCGUCAACGACGUCUUCAACAUCAACAUAGGGCCGACGCGACUCCAAAUGCCCAAGGACUGGUGCAGCAAAUCGUUUCAGCCCUAGAUCAAUUAACUGGGGCCCUUAACAUUGCUCCAGUGCAAGGGGGCCGCCAUGUCGAGGAUCGAUCAUCAAAUGAGGGUGACAACCCUUUGAUCGACCUCGACUGA
Molecule: messenger RNA, 555 nt
Organism: Calliphora vicina (urban bluebottle blowfly)
Lineage: Eukaryota; Metazoa; Arthropoda; Insecta; Diptera; Calliphoridae
Exons: 1
Coding region: 1-555 (184 amino acids)
Source: RefSeq, a predicted model, not a curated record